Gadus macrocephalus (Pacific cod) is the source of this 2147-nucleotide messenger RNA. RefSeq names its product claudin 35 (gene cldn35). Bases 1437 to 2132 code for a protein of 231 amino acids. Gene Ontology annotation, biological process: bicellular tight junction assembly; cell adhesion. The record is from RefSeq and is a predicted model, not a curated record. Lineage: Eukaryota; Metazoa; Chordata; Actinopteri; Gadiformes; Gadidae. Gene Ontology annotation, molecular function: structural molecule activity. Gene Ontology annotation, cellular component: plasma membrane; bicellular tight junction. The transcript has a single exon.
CACACACACACACACACACAAACACGUACGUGAGGGGUUCUGAAGGAGAUACAACAUACAACGUUGGUUCCACCUACUCCACCGAGUCCAUCAGAGCCACUCCAGUCCCCAGACUUUGGAUCUCAGGGAUCGGACGAAGGACUGACCUGCUUGGACCGAGUGUAGUGUCGUGUGAAGAGAGACAGAGAGAGAGAAAGAGAGAGAGAAGGGGGGUGAUUUGUGUGCGCCGACUGCUUGGCUAGAGCCUCACUCAAGUGGCCUUCCCCCAAGGCUGGGGGCGCCAUUCCUGAUUGUUGUUGUCGUCGCGAGGAGACACUUGAAGAGGCCGGUGAAGCAGCAGCAGCAGCAGCUGCGCGGAUGCCGCUCAUCGUCCCCUGGAAGACCGAUUGUGUGGUUUCCUCAUUCACACACGGCGAGAGCAAAGAACCGCUCGCCGGGAUUAUAGUGAACUGAAAGAAAAGCGACAGACGAUGUUGAUUUACGGCUUGAGUGCUCUUUCGACUGACGGUGGCGAGGAAUCCAGCAACAGGCUUUGUGUUUGAGGAUGAUUUUAGUGGCUCUUCGGGAAACUUGUGUUUUGAGGCGCCUGCGUGCGUGAUUUAUUAUUUAACACGUGCAUUUAACACAUUUUAUCUUUGGUUCGGACGGUCCAGCAUCACUACUGUUGAACUCUGAGCGUGCCUGUCCCCUGGUGCGGUGCCUGAGUUCGGUAUCAGGUGUUACCAGCGCGGUGAGCUGUCCCCUUUGGUAAGACUACACCGCAGCUGGACCAGAGCGUGGCAGGUGACCACAGGCUGUGAUGGGCUGGCGGAAGGUUCUGGAGCUCCCCGGUUCAGUGACGCAAACGGCAAAAGAAUAAUUUCAGCUGCAAACCCCAGCGGGCCUAGGGUAAACCACGAAGACGCCUCGACCGGACCGAUCCAGCGGGGACUGGUGCUGGACUGCGGCGGAACCGCUAUCGCCUGAUCAAUAAUUAACUACAAUCAAUAAUUCACUUCUGCGUUAUUGUACAAUCCGUCUCAACUGUUUUGAGGGGAACGGGGAAAGUGGGCGAGAGACCCCAGCCUCCAGAGGGAGAGGGGGUGGUGCUAAAAGAAGACAAGAGGAUUAAGACCUGUGGAGAGAAGAGCGGCGAUACAAAGGGAAAGUACAGAAUAGGAACACUGACCUCACAUUGCUGACCCCCCCCCCCUGAUGUAAAUACUACAGGGAAAGGUCAGCGCUGAAAACAACGCUAGAGCGGGUUGUAGUCUGGAAGAACUACAGCUUUAGACCACCGGGAACGGCAGACUACUGUGCUCAAAGGUAAUCAGGAGAGAACCCCCGAACCCCCGACCCUUAACAGCAGAAGAGGCGGAGCCGCGACCGUAGAGCGCGUGUCAAAGGUCAAAGUGCCUCCACCGGCCCCAGAGAGAGAAGGAGGGCCCUGCUCCAUCAUGGUGAACACGGGCAUGCAGCUGAUCAGCUUCACCUGUGCCGUGACCGGCUGGAUCAUGGCCAUCGCCGUGACGACGCUGCCCCAGUGGAAGGUGUCGGCCUUCAUCGCCAGCAACAUCCUCACCUCCGAGGUGAAGUGGGAGGGCAUCUGGAUGAACUGCGUGUACCAGACCACGGGCCACAUGCAGUGCAAGACCUACGACUCCAUGCUGGCGCUGCCGCCCGACAUCCAGGCGGCGCGGGCCCUCAUGUGCGUGGCCAUCUUCAUGGGCUGGCUCUCCUGCACCGUGUCCUGCUGCGGCAUGAAGUGCACCACCUGCGCCGGCGACGACCGCCGCGCCAAGGCCGGCAUCGCCCUCUCCGGCGGCGUGCUGUUCAUCGUCACGGGCCUGUGCGUGCUGGUGCCCGUGUCCUGGAUCGCCAACACGGUGAUCCAGGACUUCUACAACCCGGCCGUGCCCACCAUGCACAAGCGGGAGCUGGGCCAGGCCAUCUACCUGGGCUGGGCCUCCGCCGUGCUGCUGAUGGUCAGCGGCGCCGUGCUGAGCUUCACGUGUCCGCACGCGGAGGAGAGCGUGGGCUACCGCCGCGGCGGCUACAUGGGGCGGAGCUUCGCCAACACGCCCGCCAUGGCGCCGGAGCCCCCGAAGCCCAUCGUCAACAACUACAGCCUGCCGAUGAAGGAGUACGUCUAGACGCUUUGGGGACUA